Messenger RNA from Corylus avellana, 2740 nucleotides. RefSeq names its product heat shock 70 kDa protein 18. NCBI's taxonomy places the organism in Eukaryota, Viridiplantae, Streptophyta, Magnoliopsida, Fagales, Betulaceae. Gene Ontology annotation, molecular function: ATP-dependent protein folding chaperone; ATP binding. The record is from RefSeq and is a predicted model, not a curated record.
CAACAGUUGCUUUAAUUUAAAUGAAGUGAUAAUAUAAAUAGCUACCGGCUGAUUCGCUCAGGAAUCACGACCAUUCAGUGCCGUUCACUCAGAGUCUUCCUUCGUCUACUUCAUUUCCAUUACCUUCGAGACUUCGUGAAUGGCCGGCGGAGGAGAGUGCCCAGUGAUAGGGAUUGAUCUAGGGACGACGUACUCGUGCGUAGCGGUGUGGAAGGAUGAUCGAGUAGAGAUCAUAGUAAAUGAUCAGGGAAACAGGACGACGCCGUCUUAUGUGGCCUUCACUGAAGAAGUGCGUUUGGUCGGUGAAGCAGCCAAGAACCAGGUUGCCAGGAACCCAACUAACUCUGUCUUUGAUGCAAAGCGGCUGAUUGGUAGGAGAUUUAGUGAUUCUAUAGUUCAAAAAGAUAUCAAGCUUUGGCCAUUCAAGGUCAUUGAAGGCCCAGAAGACAAGCCUAUGAUUGUGGUCACUUAUAAAAAUGAAGAAAAACAUUUUUCUGCCGAGGAAAUCUCAUCUAUGGUCCUUAAUAAGAUGCGUGAGAUUGCUGAGGCCAACCUAGGCACAAGUGUGAAGAAUGCUGUAAUCACUGUACCAGCAAACUUCAGUGACUCACAACGUAAGGCUACAAAGGAUGCCGGAUGCAUUGCAGGACUCAAUGUCAUGCGAAUAAUCAAUGAACCAACUGCUGCAGCCAUUGCUUACGGUCUUCACAAGAUGGACGUUGGCAAGAAAAAUGUCUUGAUCUUUGAUUUGGGUGGUGGUACUGCAGAUCUCUCACUACUUACAAUUGACAAAGGUACUUUUGAAGUGAAGGCUGUUGCUGGAGACACUCACCUCGGAGGUGAGGACUUCGACAACAGAAUAUUAGAGCAUUGCAUUGAAAUAUUUAAGAGGAAAUACAAGGAGGACAUUAGUGGAAAUAUUGCCAGAGCUGUAAGGAGGUUGAGAACUGCUUGUGAAAGAGCGAAGAGGAUUCUUUCUUCUACAACCGAGACUAGCAUCGAAGUUGAUGGUUUGUGUAAGGGUAUUGAUUUCGACUUAAGUAUUACUCGUGCCAGAUUUGAUGAACUUAAUAUGGACUUGUUCAACAAGUCUAUUGAGCUUGUGGAGAAAUGUUUGACUGAUGCUAAAAUGGAUAAAGGAGAAGUCCAUGAUAUCGUUCUUAGUGGUGGUUCUUCCAGAAUUCCUAAAGUGCAACAGCUACUGCAGGAAUUCUUUGGUGGAAAGCAGCUUAAUAAGAGCAUCAACCCAGAUGAAGCUGUGGCUUAUGGAGCCGCUAUUCAAGCUUCAAUCUUGGCAGGUGUGGGUAAUGAGAAAGUUGAAAACAUUGUAGUCUUGGAUGUCACCCCUCUGUCCCUUGGGGUGGAGGUCGGUGAAAGUGAGAUGUCCGUUGUGAUUCCAAGAAAUACUGCCAUUCCCACCAAGAUGGAGCGACACUAUACCACCAGGUUUGACAACCAAACUUGUAUUUUGUUUCCUGUUUUUGAGGGUGAGAGAGCAAGAACCGUCGAUAAUAAUAAGUUGGGAGAAUUUAUGCUUUCCUCCAUUCCUCCAGCACCUAAGGGUGUCACUAAUGUUAGAGUAUGCUUUGAGAUAGAUGCCAAUGGUAUUUUGAAUGUUUCUGCGGUGGAGCAGACCACCGGCAUAAGUUGCAAGAUCACCAUCAACAAUGACAAGACGAGGCUGUCCAAGGAAGAGAUUGAAAGGAUAGUUCAAGAUGCAGAGAAAUACAAGGUUGAAGACGAAGAGCACAGGAAGAAGGUUAGGGCUAAGGAGGCUUUGGAGAAGUAUGCUUACAAAAUGAGGAACAUGCUCAAUGAUAAGGAGAUUGGUGGCAAGCUUCACGCUGCUAGUAAGAAGACAAUUGGUGCUGCUAUUAACGAGGUGAUUCAUUGGUUAGAUGGCAUCCAACUUGCGGAGAUAGAUGAGUUUGAGAAGAAGUUGAGUGGACUGGAGUUAAUCUGCAAGCCCACCAUUGAAAAGAUAUAUAGACAACAAUGGUUCAACAAGGAAGCACAGGCCCAACAAGACCCGUCUUGUACAAAUCUUCCACCUACCUUAAUUGGUGAUGGAGUGACAUUACACCUGAGUGAAAACAUCUCAACAGAGUGUCUAAAAUGUGGAAGUAUGGAAAUAUCAAAGGGGUUCAGUGGGUGGUCCUAUGAAUCGACUUGUGGCGAAUAUUGCUAUCAUGUGGCAUGUGUGAAGGACUUGAUUCUUGAGAAUGGACAAAAUGAUUGGGUUGAUACAAUAAGUAACACGGUGUUGCAGAAUAUGAUUGAGAAUGGACAAAAUGAUGUGGUUAAUACAAGUAGCACGGUUUUGCAGAAUAUGUUCGAGAAUAUGGUUGAGAAUGGACAAAAUGAUUUGGUUGAUUCAAUUAGUAACAUGGUUCCAGAGGAAGACGUAAGACAACAAAGGAAAGGGAGCUCAAGAGGAAAGAAGAUUUGCUUGAUAGCGGCUAAAACGAGUAUCAACCUCAUUGUUUCAGCCCUCAAUUUGGAUCCAGUUUCUGCGGUUACUGGUGUUAUUGAAGCGUUCACUUCAACAUGAUUUAUUUUACGACGGGAUGGAAAGUUUGAGUUAUGUGUUUGUAUCUGUGUGUGUGUUUAAUUGAGGAGAGAUUUACACUUUACAUAUAUUAUUAUUUCUUCGCAGUUGUUCUUGGUGUACUGCUUUGUCUAAUAGGCAUAAAAUAUGUUGAGCACUUUUAUUUUUUUUAAUUGAAUAGGGAAAAAAGUG